Molecule: messenger RNA, 5210 nt
Organism: Conger conger (European conger)
Lineage: Eukaryota; Metazoa; Chordata; Actinopteri; Anguilliformes; Congridae
Gene: slc39a1
Product: solute carrier family 39 member 1
Exons: 4
Coding region: 364-1263 (299 amino acids)
Biological process (GO): zinc ion transmembrane transport
Cellular component (GO): plasma membrane
Molecular function (GO): zinc ion transmembrane transporter activity
Source: RefSeq, a predicted model, not a curated record
GUUGACCAAUCCGCGAGCAAAGGGAAUCUGGGCACAAUACACCGCAGUCGCAGUGUAUUCCCUGUGUUUUACCAGGCGGAGCUAACAGUUCUGCUGGAGCGCUUUCCACUCAAAACGGAAACAUGCCCAAUGUUCACUGAAAGUUAGCUAUGGAAACAAAAAGCAUAAGUAACCAGAAUAGGUAGCUAGACGCGGUAGACUAGAUAUCAUUAUCUACAGUAAACACACUUCGUACGUGCUUAGAUAGCGUGGAAUCUUGCGCUAGCUAGCGUAGUCGUAGUGCUUUUGGUUGUUUUGUUAAGUAAAGGUAAACGCUAGCCUUUUCAGUGAUAAAUCGCUUGUUGUGUGGCUUACCAGCUCGAGAUGGAAUACCUGUUGAAGGUAAAGUUAGGCGCGCUCGUGGGUUUACUGAUACUCACCCUGUUUAUUGGAUUAAUUCCUGCCCGGAUGAAAUGGUUCAGGGAAACAAGCGGGACAGAAACCCAUAAAGUGCUUCUGAGCUUCAUCAGCUGUUUUGCGGGAGGCGUCUUUCUUGCCGCCUGUCUUCUGGACAUCAUUCCAGACUACUUGUCUGACAUUGGGGCGGAGCUGGAGGCACGAGCAGUGGACACAGACUUCCCUGUCCAAGAAUUCAUCAUGGCACUUGGAUUCUUCAUGGUGCUGAUCCUGGAGCGCAUUGUGCUGAACUGUAGUGGCCAGAGUGGGGAGGAGAGUGCCCCUCUCCUUGGCCAUGGGCACGGGCACGGGCACGGGCACGGCACAGCAGGCGAUCUGGAGGGCAGCAGCCAGCACGUCCACGUUGACAAGCAGGCCCACUCCUCCUUCCGUUCCUUUAUGCUCUUCCUCUCCCUCUCCCUCCACUCUGUGUUUGAGGGCCUGGCCAUUGGUCUCCAGUCCAAAGAGUCCCAGGUACUACAAAUCUGCAUUGCCAUCCUGGUCCAUAAGAGCAUCAUUGUCUUCAGCCUGUCUGUGAAGCUGCUACAGAGUGCAGUCAAGCCUUUCUGGGUGCUGGCCUAUGUGGGUGUUUUCGCAAUGAUGUCACCGCUGGGAAUAGGCAUUGGGAUCAGUGUGAUGGAGGCCAAGCUGGAAUCAGGGACUCUUAUCCAGGCUGUGCUGGAGGGCCUCGCUGCAGGAACCUUCAUCUACAUCACCUUCCUGGAGAUCCUGCCCCAUGAGCUGAACUCUCCUGAGAAACCCCUGCUCAAAGUGCUCUUCAUCCUGCUGGGCUUCAGCAUCAUGGCUGCCCUCGCCUUUAUCGGCUAAGAGAGGCCCCCUUGUGAGAGGAACGGACCCAGCAGCAGCUGGGGCACAGGGUAGGCUACUGCACUUCAGUGACAGAUCAUACUGGGACACUAUACAUUUUAAAUGAUUAAUGAAAGCAAAAUGUGCUCUGGAUAACCUCAGCUCCUAGAUGCUUUAGUUUAGCUUGUUUUUUUUUAACAAUGCACAAUGCCACUGUAAAUGAUAUUUUUAUGGCUUUUAGCAAAAGUGCCCAUCUGUUUAAUCCAUUUUAUUUGAAAAUGACCGGCCGUACUGUUUUUCAUUUUACUUUAUCUCAUGUCAGAUAACAUUUUUAACUACUCAAUUUUAAUCUGCUAGCUUCUAACUGACAUUAAAUAUCAGAGCAGAUGAUUGUUUCAUUCCAUUUGGAAUGUCAGUAUUUGUGUAACGGUAGCAGUGUUCCCUUAAAUGCCAAAGUGUUUUAAAAUUGUUUAAAGGGAAACUCCAAUCAAAGUCUACCAUUUGAUUUAUUCUGUAUGUGGAUUUGUGUGAAGGCUCCGCACACGGUUAAAACUAUUUCAUUUGAGUUUGCCUUUCCAUACGUUUUGCUCCGGACCUUCUUUUUUGCAGUGUCCACACACCCCUCCCUGCAUGGAGAGAGUUAAAGUCAUUGCAGCGUGUUUUGUAACGUGUGUGAAUGGUGGAAGUGCACAACACAGCUGUACGAGACGAGGAUGAAGAUGAGUACUGCCAAUCUAUGCAAUGAUGUCAUCAAUGAGACCACAAUGGCAUCCAUUUGGUCCGUAGACUUUAACAGUAGGCUCGAGAAGGCUCAGAAGAACUUAGCUGUGUCCUUUUAGUGAGGCUGUGCAAGUGUAAGUCUCACGCACAGUGUUUCCUGUGCCAAUUAUAGUGGCAUGUGAGUGUUGUGGGCUACUGAAAAAAAAAGGGCUGUGUCAACUGACUUGCAUCUUAACUGAGUAUACACUGUGAGCACUUUGUUAGGUAUUUAUUACACUUAUUUUUUUUAACUUAAGUCUACUGUUGUAGCCUAUCCACUUAGAUGUUUGAUGCAUUGUGUGUUCAGAGAUGCUGUUCUGCAUACCACUGUUGUAAUGUGUGGUUAUUUGCCUUACUGUCACCUUCCAGCCAGCUUUGACCAGUUUGGCCCUUCUCCUCUGACCUCUCUCAUUAACUCAUCCAGGCAGUUUUUUGUUUUCUGCACCAUUCUCUGCAAACUCUAGAGACUGUUCUGUGUGAAUCCCAGAUCAGCAGUUUCAGAAAUACUCAAAUCAGAAAUACUCAAACCAGCCCGUCUGUCACCAACGAUCAUGUAACUGAUCUCAAGCUCCUGACCUGUAUCUGCGUGAUUUUAGGCAUUGCACUGCUGACAUGCGAUUGGCUGAUUAGAUAAUCACAUGAAUAAGUAGGUGUACAGAUGUUCCUAAUAAAGUGCUCCGAGAGUAUACAGUGCUCAGCAAGUAUACAUUUUUAUUUAUUGUCAAAUCAGGUUGAGACCGAAAUACCUCUAUGUUUGUGCUGGUAAUGUGUAUCGUCUUUGUAAGUGUUUCAAUGUUUUCUGCUGUACUACUCUGAUAUGUGCUAUUGUAUCUGUAUAAAGGAAUGCAUAUAUGAAUGUGGAUAGACAUAUCUGUGCAGCAGAUAUGCUAUUUAGCCUGUCAUUUUGUUUUAUUUCAGAUGAGUCAAUACAGCAACUAACAGCUGUGAUUUCUAAGUUGAUUUUGUAAAACAAAUAUAACCCUGACAUCGUAAACAUGUCUUAAUUUUUAGGCAUUUGUAUUAUCCAGUGCUUUUCACUGUUCUGCAAUGUAAAAAUACCAGGAAGUCUAGUUUUAGUUUUCUUUUCAGCUGUGGUGGAUUUUAAGUAUGAGUGGCAAUUCCUUCUCAUCUAACAGACAUACACAUUUAUGAAAGCCUGAACAGAGUUUAGUUAUUCAGUUUGUGAAAUGGCUUUAAUAUAGUGUCCUCAGUUCAAGUGACUCUAGUCUUGAUUGUGAACCUGAGAGUCACAGAGCCAUACUUUUCACUACUAAUCCCAUAAUCCCCUACUGUUACCUUUGCUUGACCAUUGUGCAGGUUUCUGCAGAGCUUGGUGACCACCAGCCAUGUUAUCAGGCUUUAAGAAUAAACUGGAAUACAUGCCUGGUGUGUGAGCCACUCCCAUAGCUUCAUUGACAUCAUUUUCAGUUCUGAGAGAGGCCAACAGUAAUUUCAUAUGUUUGAAAGCGUCUAAAAGUCAUGAAACUGAAAGCAACUGAAGUCAUAUUCCUCUUGUCAAGAUAUCACUGCACUGACGAGUAAAAUCACUGCGCUUCAGUAAAAUACCUGAAAAUAAGGCCUUUUGUGCCACAAGGCACAAAGUAGAUAGGUGAUAGGUGAAAAUACCUGAAAAGGGAAUAGUUUGGCCAAAUCGCAUUCCCUCCUAUUCUAGCAUUACCAGUGUUCACCCCCACCUCACAUUUGACUGGGUGAGACAAAUUAUGUUACAUUUUUGCCUUUGCCUUCCUUCCUGUGUCAUGUUUUGCAGCUGUGGUUUUGUCUCUGUAGCUUCUGUUGAUUUGAGAACACCAUUUCAUGUGCUUUGGAUUUUGUGCCCUUGAGCUCAUUUUAAUGACUCAUCACUGCCCUCUGCUGAUUGGCUUAUUUGAACUGUGAACCUUAAUCUUCACAUAAUACAGUACAUUUAUAUGCAGUGGCUUAAAAAGUAUUUGCCCCGUUUGUUAUUUAUUCUAUAAUUGUAUAUCUGUCACACUGAAUGGUUUCAGGUCAUACAACAAAAUGUAAGAUGAGACAAAGGGAACCUGAGUAAACACAAAACCUUUUUUUAUAUUACUAUUUAAUUUAUAUAAUGGGAAAUGUUUUCAAACACCCAUAUCACCCCUGUGAAGAAGUACCCCUGUAAUCUCCCCCUAAUUGAUCAAUAACUGCAAACACUUUGUAUAAUUUGACAUCAAUAUUUCACAUUGCUGUGGAGUUCAGCCCACUUUUUUUUGCAGAACUGCUUUAACUGCUUUAACUGCUUUGACAUAUUCAUUUAAUGAAAUGUAUCAGUUUUACAAAACCAUUUCUACGGCUCUGGGACUGAACCACAGUGAGAGCUGGAGAACACUUGCAAACAGUGGUGAAUCUUCCUAGCAGUGGCUGGCCUGCCAAAAGUUCUCAAAGGGCUCAGUAACAACUCAUCCAGGAAGUCACAAAUGAUCCCAGCAGAUAAGGCAAAAGUGGAACUUUUUGAACGAUAUGGGUCCGAUUAUGUCUGCCGAGAUGGAAAUGCAGCAUUUUGCAGAUGCUUUGCUGCCUCAGGACCUGGACAACUUGAAUUGAAGGAACCAUUAAUUCAGUUCUGAACCAUAAAAUUCUUAAGGAGAAUGUCUGGAUAUCUGUCCAUGAGCUGGAGCUGGAGCUGAAGUGUAAUUGGGAUAUAUAGCAAGACAAUGAUCCAAAACACAAGAGUAAUUCUGCAUCGAAUUGACAACAAAAUUGAAGUUGACAUGAAAGUGACCUGAAAAAAGCAGUUCAUCUUUAUUAAAGCAUAAAUGUAGGAUAAAAAAAUCCUCAACAGCAUUGCGAAACACUGAUAUGAACUUAUAGGAAGUGUUUGGUUGCGAUUGUUGCUGCUAAAGGUCGUUAAACCAGUUAUUCAUGAUUAUUCAUGAUUCAUGGGCAAUUACUUUUUGACAUGGGUGAGAUGGGUGUUUGAUAACUUUUUUUUCAUUAAAUAAAUUAAACAAUGAGCCUCCUUUGUCAAAUAUUACAUUUUGUCUAAAGACCUGAAACCAUUCAAUGUGAGAAAUAUGCAAUACUGUAGAAAAUCAGGAAGGGGGCAAAUACGUUUUCACAGCAAUGUAUAAUAAGAAUCUGUGGCCUUUUUCUCUUUAGAUAAAUGUUUCCUUUCUACAUGCAGGGUGUUUAUGCACCUGUAGAUAAAAAAUGAAUUUUGCACUAUUAAAUUUCCAUUCCACCUAAAA